GCGACAGAGUAGUACAAGUAAAUCACUUGAUAAGGGAGCUCUAGAGACGCCUCCGUGAUGGACAUCGCUAAGUCAAUAUUUGGGCCAAAGGUACCUGAUGGCUACGCCGGAAGAGAUGACUACAACGAAAAAGUGGAGACGGCGGUUUCAGACGAGGAGGACAGCAGCGAGCUGGGCGGCUGCCCGGCAGAUGCACCUGAGGGGAUCAACGCGUUGUCCGAAGGGGUCAUCCCGACCCCCGGAGGCCCCUUCUCUGCUCUCACGUCGUCCAUGUGGCCGCAGGACCUACUGAGCCAGCUGGGCCAGCCGGACGACCCAAACUCGCAGCCUGACUACUAUGACGAGUUCGGCUUCAAGGUGGAGGAAGAGGACGGGCCAGAGCCGAGCUCAAAUCAGCUGCUCGGCAUUCCAUUUGUAGAGGACCCGCAACACAAGCUACAGUGGUUGGCGCACCUCCAGUUCAGUCACAACAGGGAGGCAGUCAGCGAUCUCACUUGGGAUACUGUCGACGUCCGGCUACAGCGCACCGACCGCCUCAAAGAAAUGGUGAGGCAUGGAAUCCCUCACUCGCUGAGGGCGCAGCUUUGGAUGAGACUGUCAGGAGCUCUUCAAAAGAAAUUGGCAUCUGAAACAAGCUACAAAGAUGUGGUCAAGGCUUCAAGCAACGACACGCUGAUGACCUCUAAGCAAAUUGAGAAAGACUUACUACGCACAAUGCCUACCAACGCCUGCUUCAGCCGCAACGACAGCACAGGCAUCGCCAGACUUAGGCGGAUUCUGAGGGGGCUUGCUUGGCUCUAUCCUGACAUUGGGUAUUGUCAGGGUACGGGAAUGAUUGCCGCGUCUCUUCUCCUUCUCAUGGAGGAGGAGGACGCCUUUUGGAUGAUGUGCACCAUUGUGGAGGACCUCCUGCCCGCGUCCUACUACUCUGCCUCUCUACUUGGUGUGCAAGCUGACCAGCGGGUGUUGCGCACCCUCGUGUCCACCUACCUGCCAGAUGUGGACAAAGUUAUGCGAGAUCACGACAUUGAACUCGCGCUGAUCUCUGCCAAUUGGUUCCUCACAAUUUUCGCGUCCGUUGUUCACAUGAAGGUGCUCCUCAGGGUUUGGGAUUUGUUCUUCUUUGAGGGCUCCAUCACCAUCUUCCAAGUUACCCUUGGCAUGCUGAAAAUGCGAGAGCCAGAUUUGAUGACUCUGGAGAACUCUGCCCAAAUAUUCAAUGCCUUGUCAGACACCCCAGGAGACAUCAAAGAAGUCGAGAAGCUGCUGGAGGUGUCAUUUGAGGUGUGCGGCACUCUGAAUGACAUGAUGAUUGAGACGCAUCGUAAGCGUCACCUCGCCUACCUGAUGGCUGACCAGGGAGCUCUUGUGGGUAACCCUGAGUCUGUGUCCAACUUGCCAAAGCAGCACUUAAGCAGGCGACAAGUGAAAAGAAACAAAUCGGUAAUCCAGUUGCUUCUAUUUGGCGAUGAAACAACAGAAGAUGACAUAAAGAGCAAAAAUAUCAGACAAACUGAAAUUUUGGUUGAUCUGAGAGAGGCUGUGCUUCAAGUUGGUAGACAUUUUGUGGCACUUGACCCAAAGAUGUCUCGGUUGUCACUGCAGGCUGACUACACAAUGGAAAGCCAUGCUCGAGACCACGAAAAAUACGUGGACGUCUCACUAACCAGAAAGAGACGCGCGAAAGCAUUGUUAGAUUUUGAGCGUCAUGAUGACGAUGAAUUAGGCUUCCGAAAAAACGAUAUCAUAACUGUCAUAAGUCAGAAAGACGAGCAUUGCUGGGUUGGUGAACUGAACGGCCUUCAAGGUUGGUUUCCAGCUAAAUUUGUAGAGUUGUUAGAUGAACGUAGCAAGCAGUACUCCAGUGCGGGUGACGACGCUGUGUCGGAAGCCGUCACUGAUCUAGUCAGAGGGACCCUGUGUCCUGCUAUCAAGCAAGUGCUUGAGCACGGCAUGAGAAAGCCUUCAUUUUUAGGGGGCACGUGCCAUCCGUGGCUAUUUGUAGAGGAAGCGGCAAAGAAGGAGGUCGAGAGGGACUACAACUCAGUGUACAGCAGACUCGUCUUGUGCAAAACCUACAGACUGGACGAAGAUGGAAAGGUUUUGACUCCUGAGGAGCUAUUGUAUCGGUGCGUGCAAGCAAUUAACCUGACGCACGACGAAGCGCACGCCCAGAUGGACGUCAAGCUGCGCAGCCUCGUCUGUCUUGGCCUGAAUGAGCAGGUGCUUCACCUGUGGCUGGAGGUGCUCUGCUCUUCGCUGGACGCUGUAGCUAAAUGGUACUAUCCGUGGAGUUUCGUGUGCAGUCCGGGUUGGGUGCAGAUCAAGUGUGAGUUGCGGGUGCUGUCUCAGUUUGCCUUCAAUUUAAAUCCCGACUGGGAACUUCCUGCCAAGAAGGAGCAGUCACAACCUCUGAAAGAUGGCGUCAGGGACAUGUUAGUCAAGCAUCACCUCUUCAGCUGGGACUUGUGAAUCAAAACCAUUUAUUCAAACUUGACCAAUCUAACUCAACUUGUUUAGCAGAUUUAAUUUAAGUUAUUUGUUGACUCUGUUG
Cloeon dipterum is the source of this 2554-nucleotide messenger RNA. Its product is annotated as small G protein signaling modulator 3 homolog. The record is from RefSeq and is a predicted model, not a curated record. The transcript has 14 exons. Gene Ontology annotation, molecular function: protein binding. Bases 58 to 2472 code for a protein of 804 amino acids. Lineage: Eukaryota; Metazoa; Arthropoda; Insecta; Ephemeroptera; Baetidae.